AUGGUUCAGAUCGCCGGUAUGGGCGCCAAGGGCGCAGAGGCCGAUGGGCAGACUGAGUCCCCCCAGUUCGAGAAGGUCAACUGGAAGAAGGAGCCUCAUCUGCGCAAGCUGUACCUAAUGUCCGCCGGCCUGAUGGUCGCUUCGGCCACCACCGGUUACGACGGUAUGCUGGUCAACACCUCACAGAUGAUGGACAGCUGGAACAAGUUCCUGUCCCCCAAGGUUGAGCAGGAGAACUGGCUCGGUCUGCUGGUCAACAUGUUCAACAUCGGUUCCAUCAUCAGUUUCUUCAUCACUCCCUACAUUGCGGAUCGCUGGGGUCGUCGGACUGCCAUCAUCAUUGGAUGUCUCUUCAUGGUUGUCGGUGGUGUGGUCGGUACUGCUUCCAACGGUUACAACAUGUAUAUCGCCGGUCGUUUCAUCCUCGGUUUCGGCAACUCUCUCGCCCAGAUGUGUUCCCCUUUGCUACUGGUGGAGAUUGUGCACCCUCAGCACCGUGGCCCCGUCACCACCAUCUACAACUGUCUCUGGAACGUCGGCGCUCUGGUCGUCUCCGUCAUCGGCUGGGGUACCUCUUAUGUCUCCAACGACUGGUCGUGGCGGUCCAUCACUCUGCUGCAGAUUAUCCCCUCCGUUAUCCAGCUGUGCUGCAUCUGGUGGAUCCCCGAGUCUCCACGUUAUCUGAUCAACAACGACCGCAAUGAGGAAGCCCUCAACAUUCUCACCAAGUGGCACGGCGGUGGCGACGUCAAUAACACCGUCGUGCAGUUUGAAUACCGCGAGAUCAAGGAGACCAUCCGUCUGGAGAACGAGGCCGGUUCCGACAGCAGCUACCUCGACUUCUUCCGCACCAAGGGCAACCUCUGGCGUCUGGCCAUCAUCAUGUCUCUCGGUAUCAUCUCGCAGUACUCCGGUAACGCUCUGUUCUCCAACUACAUGAACCAGAUCUACGAGGGUGCCGGUAUCACGAGUCAGAACCAGAAGCUCGGCCUCAGCACCGGCAAGACCAUCCUGGAUAUCAUCGUCACCGUCGCCGCCGCCAUGCAGGUCGAUCGUUACGGCCGUCGUCCUCUCUUCCUCAUCUCCAUCUCCGGCAUGGUCCUCUCGUUCAUCUGCUGGACCAUCACCGGCGCCGUCUACGAGAACUCCAACAGUACCAACACCGGCUCCGGCUACGCCCAGCUCGUCUUCAUCUGGCUCUUCGGUGUCUCGUACGAUGUCGGUUUCUCCGGUCUCCUGAUCGCCUACGCCCUCGAGGUCCUCCCCUUCAAGCUCCGCGCCAAGGGUAUGAUGAUCAUGAACAUCACUGUCCAGGCCAUCCUCGCCAUCAGCAACCAGACCAACAUGGUCGCCUGGAAGAACCUGCCCCACCACUGGAACUUCAUGCUGUUCUACACCCUGUGGGAUUUCUGCGAACUAAUCUUCGUCUACUUCAUGUACCCCGAGACCAAGGGCAACACCCUCGAGGAGGUUGCUCACAUCUUCGACGGCGAGCAGGCCGUCGCCCACAUCGAUCUGCACCAGGUCGAGAAGGAGAUUCAGGCCGAGGCCACGUACCACGAGACGGUGACUGGCAAGUCUGCUGCGUAG
This is a messenger RNA of Aspergillus clavatus NRRL 1, 1590 nucleotides long. RefSeq names its product putative MFS hexose transporter. Gene Ontology annotation, biological process: transmembrane transport; carbohydrate transport. The record is from RefSeq and is a predicted model, not a curated record. The coding region runs from base 1 to 1590 and encodes 529 amino acids. NCBI's taxonomy places the organism in Eukaryota, Fungi, Ascomycota, Eurotiomycetes, Eurotiales, Aspergillaceae. The transcript is spliced from 3 exons. Gene Ontology annotation, molecular function: carbohydrate:proton symporter activity. Gene Ontology annotation, cellular component: membrane.